AUGUGGAACUUAAAGCCCAGCAUUCAAAGAGCCAGUGAAGCCCUCAUAAACGACUUCACAUGGAACCGAGUCGGACGGCUCGCCGUGGCCGGAGCCAGUGCUGUCCCACGAGCGGCCGUCGAAUAUGCCACUGAGAAAGUUCCCAUCGUCGGCUGGCUUCCCAGAUACAACCCUCGCUGGCUGAUCAACGAUGUUAUCGCCGGCCUGACCCUCGGGCUCAUGUUGAUUCCGCAGGGCCUGUCGUACGCCAAAAUCGCCACGGUGCCGGUUCAGUACGGCCUCAUGUCCAGCUGGCUGCCGUCGGCCCUCUAUGCUUUUAUGGGCACGACAAAAGACCUGUCUACAGGCCCUACGUCCCUCAUCAGUCUGCUGACAGCCGAGAUCAUCGCCGAUCUCCAUGACGAGAAGUGGUCAGCCUCCGAGAUUGCCUCAGGGGUUGCCAUGAUGAUGGGCAUUUACGGUUUGGUGAUUGGGCUCCUGAAGCUCGGCUUCCUCUUGGAGUUCAUCUCCCUCCCCAUCCUGAGCGGCUUCAUUUCGGCCGUUGCCAUCACCAUCAUCCUUAACCAGAUGGAUUCGCUCCUCGGCGAGCAGGAUGUCGGUGACGGCGCCGCCACGCAGAUUCACGACAUCUUCCAGGAACUGCCCCAGGCUAAUGGCUACGCCUGCGCGGUCGGUUUCACCGGCAUCUUCCUCCUAACCGCACUCGACCAAGCCGGCAAGCGGUGGGGGAGCCGAAACAAAAUCAUCUGGUUCCUCUCCAUCACCCGCGCCUUCAUCACUCUCGUCAUCUUCACCGGCGUCGGAUACGCUGUAAACAGAUCCCGCGGCAGCCCAGACAGCUUUCUCUUCGAUGUCGUCCAGGUGAAGUCCAACGGCCAGGAACCACCUCGAGCGCCAACCCCUGAGCUGCUCUCUCGAGUUGCCAGCCGAAGCAUAGCCGUUUUCAUCGGUUCGGCCGUCGAACACACCGCCGUAGCCCGCGGCUUCGCGGUCAAGAACAACUAUGUCAUGGAUCAGAGUCAGGAGCUGACCUUUUACGGCGCCGCCAACAUUGCCAACAGCUUCUUUCACGCAAUAGGGGUCGGUGGCGCCAUGUCCCGGACUGCCGUCAACUCAGCCUGCAAGGUCAAGUCACCCAUUUCCGGGCUCAUCACCACAGCUGUCGUUCUCGUAUCCAUUUUCAAGCUGGUCGGCACGCUCUACUGGAUUCCAAAGGCCACCCUGGCGGCAAUAAUCAUCACCGCCGUGUGGCCCCUUAUCUCCCACCCGUCUGUUUUCUACCGGUACUGGCGGACCUCCCUCGCCGACUUCAUCUCGUCCAUGAUCGCUUUCUGGGUAUCUCUCUUCGUGUCCACGGAGAUUGGCAUCGCCAGCUCCGUCGGGUUCAACAUCGUCUACGUCCUCCUCCGCCAGGUCUUUGCCAGCGUCUCAACACUGCCAAAAACAACCCCCGACGAGCUCCCCCUUGCCAUUACCCCCAACUCACCCCCCAGUGGCAACCUCGCCCUUACCCAAACCCAAACCCACAUCCCCAUCCCCCGUGACACGCGCAUCUUCUUCUUCACCGACUCGCUCUUCUUCCCCAACGCCUACCGCGCCAAAACCGCCAUCCUCGAAGGCGUCCAAACCCACCACGCCCCAUCCUUCAACCACACCACCACCCCCACCCCCACCAGUACCAGCACUAGUUCCGAAGAACCAGAACGAAAUUGGUCCGUCACCCGCUCUCAACGCCUCUCCAAACUCCGCCGUCGCGCAGGCGUCACAGACCCAAGCACGUUGCCCCCCAUCCGGCUGGUCGUGCUCGAUUUUGCGCGGGUCAACCACAUUGACACAACGGCGUGCACACAUCUCAGAGCGCUGGUUUCUGAGUUGAGGGGGUAUGCGGGGAAGGAGGUGCAGGUGAGGUUUGUCGGGGUGUCGGGGUAUGUGAGGGAGAGGUUUGAGAGGGCGGGGUGGAGGAUUCAGGUUAUAGGAGGAGACUCCAUGAUGGGCAUGGAAGGGGAGAGGGGGGGGGAUGGGGAUGGGGAUGGGCCUGUGGUGAGGGUUUAUUGGAAUGUUGUGGCUGCGGUUACGGAGCCGGUGCAUAGGGGUAGGGAAAGGGAUGGGGGGAGUAGUUCUGAGAAGGUUGGGGAGGGGGAUGAUAAAGGGGAGGGGAGUGCGAGGGCGAGGUAUGUUGAGAUGGUGUGA
Messenger RNA from Canariomyces notabilis, 2190 nucleotides. RefSeq lists its product as uncharacterized. Gene Ontology annotation, biological process: transmembrane transport. Gene Ontology annotation, molecular function: sulfate transmembrane transporter activity. The coding region runs from base 1 to 2190 and encodes 729 amino acids. Gene Ontology annotation, cellular component: plasma membrane. The transcript is spliced from 3 exons. Lineage: Eukaryota; Fungi; Ascomycota; Sordariomycetes; Sordariales; Chaetomiaceae. The record is from RefSeq and is a predicted model, not a curated record.